AUGUCCAGCAAAGAUGUCCACGACACCGAAAAGGGCAUUGAGCCCGUCGGUCACGAGCCUGACGACCUACCACGCAAGCACUCUCUGGUAGGGCGAAAAUCGUCAAUGACCGAGUCAGUCAUUGCCGCAGAACUACUCGACACGCGAUAUGGGAUUACGCAGCGCGGUCUCAAGAGCAGACAUGCACAAAUGAUUGCGCUCGGUGGAACCAUUGGUACCGGUCUCUUUGUCGGAUCCGGCCAAACCCUUGCGGUGGGUGGCCCGGCAUUCAUCCUGGUCUCCUACCUCAUCAUGACCUUCCUCGUCUACUGCGUGGUGACCGCCAUGAUCGAAGUGGCCACCUACAUGCCUAUUCACGGAGGCACCAUGUCAUACUAUGGCUACCGCUACGUCUCUCGGUCGAUGGGCUUUGCUCUCGGCUAUCUGUACUGGUAUGCCUUAGGCAUCCUAGUCCCCUACGAAGUCACCGCGGCAGGCCUGGUUAUCGACUACUGGCACAACGACGUCAACAUAGCCGUCUGGAUAACCAUCAUGCUCGUCGUCAUCGUCGCGCUCAACUUCUUACCCGUCAGAUACUAUGGAGAGACUGAGUUCUGGUUCGCUGGCACCAAAGUCAUCCUGAUGGUUGGCCUGCUGAUUCUGGCGUUCAUCCUCUUCUGGGGAGGCGGACCCAGCCAUGACAGACUCGGCUUCAGAUAUUGGAAGGACCCAGGCGCGGCAUUUCCAUAUAUCGUCAAGGGCGACACCGGCCGCUUCGUGUCGUUUUGGGAGACUCUCGUCCUCUCUGUCUUUCCCUUCACUUUUGCACCCGAGCUUCUCGUGGUCACGGGCGGUGAGAUGGAAUCGCCCCGCCGCAACCUGCCGAUCGCGGCGAAGCGCUAUUUCUACCGCCUGGUCAUCUUCUACUGCCUCAGCGUCCUGGCCAUCGGCGUUAUCUGCCCGAGCAACGAUGAGCGCCUCACCAACGGCGGCGCUGGCGCAGGCUCAUCGCCCUUCGUCGUGGCCAUCGCCAACGCCGGAAUCCCUGUUCUCCCGUCAAUCGUCAACGCCGUCAUCCUCAUCUCCGCCUGGUCCUCGGGCAAUUCAUUUCUCUACAUCUCUUCCCGGGCGUUAUACAGCUUGGCCGUGCAAGGGUCAGCACCUCGAAUCUUCAAACGCUGCAACAAGUGGGGUGUUCCCUACAUGGCGGUAGCUUGCUCGGCCCUCUUUUCCGGCCUGGCGUACCUCAACGUCGCCUCGAGCGGGUCGAAAGUGUUCAACUGGUUCGUCAACCUUACCAACACUUGGGGCCUGACGUCAUGGGUUUGCUGUACAAUUAUUUUCUUCCGCUUUAGGAAGGCGUGCCGAGCGCAGGGUAUAGUGUCUCCUUACCGCAACUGGAUACAACCCUAUGGCGCGUGGAUAGCCUUGGUUAUGUUCACCCUGCUGUGUCUGAUCAACGGCUUCACCGUGUUCUUCCCAUCCAAGUGGUCCGCGUCGAGCUUCUUGACCGACUACAUCGGCAUCCCCAUCUUUUUCGUCAUGUACUUUGGCCACCGCAUCGUCUUCUGGCGCGACAAGUGGGCCUGGGACCCGGCCGAGGUCGACAUGAAGACCGGCCUGCAAGAAGUCAUCGACGCCGAGACGCCGAUCAAGGUGCGGAAGGGUUUUGUGGGCGCGCUGCUCAGGAUUGUCGAAUAG
This is a messenger RNA of Capronia epimyces CBS 606.96, 1680 nucleotides long. RefSeq names its product AAT family amino acid transporter. The transcript has 2 exons. NCBI's taxonomy places the organism in Eukaryota, Fungi, Ascomycota, Eurotiomycetes, Chaetothyriales, Herpotrichiellaceae. The coding region runs from base 1 to 1680 and encodes 559 amino acids. Gene Ontology annotation, cellular component: membrane. Gene Ontology annotation, biological process: amino acid transmembrane transport. Gene Ontology annotation, molecular function: amino acid transmembrane transporter activity. The record is from RefSeq and is a predicted model, not a curated record.